CUUAUUUCACUCAGCAUAAUGUCUUGAAGGUUUAUCCAUGUUGGGUGUGUCAGAAUUUCCUUCCUUCCUUAAGGCCGAAUGAUUUCCCAUCUUAUAGACCACAUUGUAUUUAUCCAUUCGUCUGUUAAUGGACACUUGAAUGGCUUACCUUUGGCUGUUCUGAAUAAUGCUGUAAUAAACAUAGGUGUACAAAUAUCUCUUUGAGUUCCCCCUUUCCAUUCUUUUGGAUAUAUGCCUAGAGGUGGAAUUGCUGGGUCAUAUGGUAAUUCAUGUAAUCUUUUGAGGAACUACUACACUGGCUCCAAAAUGGCGAAACCAUUUUGCAUUCCUACCAACAAUGUAGAAGGGUUCCGAUUUCUCCACAUCCUUGCUAACACUUCCUGAUUUAUGUUGUGGUCUUUUUGGGGGCUGGGGGGUUGAUAGUAGCCAUCUAAUGGGUGUGAAGCAGUAUUUUAUUGUAGUUUUGGUUUGCAUUUCCCUAAUGAUUAACGAUGUUGAGCAUUUUUUCAUGUGUUUAUUGGCCCUUUGUGUGUGUUCUUUGGUGAAAUGUCCAUUCAAGUCCUUUGCCCAUUUUUAAAUUGAAUUGUCUGUUUUAGUGUUGUUGUUUUGGCUGCUUUUUAAGAACUUGAAAACCAUGACCUAGUGUGGGAGAUCAAGCGCUGAGGACCUGUUGUGUACCAGGAACUAAAUACUAAGGAUUUGGCAAAGAAUAAAACAGGCCACAACCUUGCCCACAGGGAGCUUACAUUCAUGCAGGGGUGGAGGGAAUUAGAAUGUAUAUUGUGCCAGAUGAUAAACACUGGGGAGAAAAAACAAAGUGGGGAAGCUGGAAUAUAGGAGGUGCGAGGUGCCAGGUGGUUAGAAAAGGCAUCGCUGAGAUGACCCUUGGGCAAGGACAGCUAUUUGGAGGAAGAGCAUUUUAACAUUCUGGGCAAUUGCCAAAGCCCUGAGGUGGCCCCUGUCUCAAGAAUUAGUGAGGAGGCCCUUGUGGUUGGAGCAGUAAUGUAGUAAAGCCUGGAUUGUGGAAAAUGUUACCCAAAAAAUGGUGAGAGUGGGGUGAGGCAGUCUGGCAGGACCUUGAAGACUGUUUUCAGGACUUUGGUUUCUACUUGGAAUGAAUAAUGUAUUAGCAGAGGACACUGGGCAGCUGGUUAAAAGAGGCCAAUGAUUUUUCCCACCUAGAAGGUAUCACCUUAACAGUAAAACUCAAACAUAUUAGCACUUAGGAAAGGGUAGUGGGAGUACAGGGCCUAGGGCAAGAAAACAUCUGCGGAGGCAAGUGGGGUGGACUCUACCCCUUUCCUCGUGAAUCGGCUCCUUCACCGGCCAAACAUAUAUGGAGCCCUGAGUCUGGGGGUAAGAAGAUGAACGUGGUGGAGUCCCAGCACCAGAGCUGAACGGAGGAGGCAGGGUCAUUAGCUCUGGCACUGCAACACAGUGAGGUUUCGGAAACAGACACAAAUCCCAGGUUGUGUGGGAGCCAAACUUAGAGGGGCCACUGUGGUUUGGGGAACAACCGAGGAGGGAGACAGGUGAAGUCAGGAAAGGUUUCCUGGAGAAAGUAACAUUCAAGCUGGGGUCUUGAAAAUUUGAAUAGGAGUGAUCCAAGCAAAUAAGAGAAAAGGGAGUUUCUGAUAGAAGGAGCACACGUAGACAGAGACAGGUUGGCAUGAGAGCCGAGGAGGCCUGACUUCUGGCGUUUGGGAGCACAUGUGGUCACUUAGAGGGUGGUAAGAUAGGAACAGCAAGCGGGCAUCACACACAAAGGUCAUCAAAUGCCAUAAUAAGCUGGGAUUUUAACCAAAUGAUUUUAGAAAAGGGCAUGAUGACUCAAGACAGUGACAGCAGCAGGGAGGCUGACUUGGGAAGGCUGAGACUCCAGUUAGGAAGCCCACACAGAAAUCUGGGGGAGAAAUGAUGAGGGCUUAAAAUAAGGUGCCGAUUAGCACAAGGGACAGGCUCAAAAGAGAUGGUGUGAGUGAUGCAAUUGAGAUGACCAGAUGACAGACCGCUUGGGGCUGGGAGCAGUAGAGGUUGCCGGGCUUCAGCCACCAGGUGCUGGUCAGGGGAAAGUGGACCAUUGGAAGGAAAACGAGGGCGUCUCCUGCCACUACUGGUCGCUGUUCGACGGUCACGCGGGGUCCGGGGCCGCCGUGGUGGCGUCGCGCCUGCUGCAGCAGCACGUCACGGAGCAGCUGCAGGACAUCGUGGAGAUCCUGAAGAACUCGGCCGUGCUGCCGCCCACCUGCCUGGGGGAGGAGCCCGAGCACGCGCCCGCCAACAGCCGCACCCUGACGCGGGCCGCGUCGCUGCGCGGGGGCGUGGGCGCCCCCGGCUCCCCCAGCACCCCGCCCACGCGCUUCUUCACCGAGAAGAAGAUUCCGCACGAGUGCCUCGUCGUCGGCGCUCUUGAAAGCGCGUUCAAGGAAAUGGACCUACAAAUAGAACGAGAGAGGAGUUCAUACAAUAUAUCUGGCGGCUGCACAGCCCUCAUUGUGGUUUGCCUUUUGGGGAAGCUAUAUGUCGCAAAUGCUGGGGACAGCAGGGCCAUAAUCAUCAGAAAUGGAGAAAUCAUCCCCAUGUCUUCGGAAUUCACCCCCGAGACAGAGCGCCAGCGACUUCAGUACCUGGCAUUCAUGCAGCCUCACUUGCUGGGAAAUGAGUUCACACAUUUGGAGUUUCCAAGGAGAGUACAGAGAAAGGAACUUGGAAAGAAGAUGCUCUACAGGGACUUUAAUAUGACAGGCUGGGCGUACAAAACCAUUGAGGAUGAGGACUUGAAGUUCCCCCUUAUAUAUGGAGAAGGCAAGAAGGCCCGGGUAAUGGCAACUAUUGGAGUGACCAGGGGACUUGGGGACCAUGACCUGAAGGUGCAUGACUCCAACAUCUACAUAAAACCAUUCCUGUCUUCAGCUCCAGAGGUAAGAGUCUAUGAUCUCUCCAAAUAUGAGCAUGGAGCAGAUGAUGUGCUGAUCUUGGCCACUGAUGGGCUCUGGGAUGUCUUAUCAAAUGAAGAAGUAGCUGAAGCAGUCACUCAGUUUCUUCCCAAUUGCGACCCAGAUGAUCCUCACAGGUACACACUGGCAGCUCAGGACCUGGUGAUGCGUGCCCGGGGUGUCCUGAAGGACAGAGGAUGGCGGAUAUCUAAUGACCGACUUGGCUCAGGAGACGACAUUUCUGUUUAUGUCAUUCCCUUAAUACACGGAAACAAACUGUCAUGAAAAUGGCCCAGGGCAUUGGGAGGACAGAGGGGAAGGAAAUCUGGGAUGCCUCUCGGCAAGGUGGAACUGGGACGUGCCCCGGCUGAGUUCCAAGGGAUGCAGACUCUUCCCAGCCCAGGUGGGGAGUUUGCUGCCAAAAGGCCUCUGGCUGUGCUUCAAGAUGA
This is a messenger RNA of Microcebus murinus (gray mouse lemur), 3385 nucleotides long. Lineage: Eukaryota; Metazoa; Chordata; Mammalia; Primates; Cheirogaleidae. The record is from RefSeq and is a predicted model, not a curated record.